Molecule: messenger RNA, 559 nt
Organism: Leptinotarsa decemlineata (Colorado potato beetle)
Lineage: Eukaryota; Metazoa; Arthropoda; Insecta; Coleoptera; Chrysomelidae
Source: RefSeq, a predicted model, not a curated record
AUUUGUUUCCUCUCAGUUCUCAGCUCAGUUAUUUCAGAUUUUCUCAUAACUUCCCAUUCAAUUUUUAUUCAAGUGAAAUAGUACCUACCUCAUCACUUCAACCCAUCAAGGACUGGUGUUGCCAUACGGCAACAGAAAUGAACAGUUUUCUGUUGCUCAAAUUUCUAUAGAUUUUUCAUUAAAAACAUAGAUGGCGGUAUUCACGCCAAUAGUUUGUUGCAGUGUCAGUUGAAAGAAUCGUGUGUUGUGUUUGUCUGUUCCCUCCAGUGAUUUCGUUAGGAAAUAUCAAGAAGACUUCUCAAAAAUGGAUAUCAAGUUUACCGAUGGGCUAACUCUCGAAGAAGCUCUUCAAAUUGCGUAUAAUGAUGAUUUAGAUGCCGACCAAAUUUACAUAGAGCCUCCGAAUGAGGGUGCGAUCACAGAUGAGGAUUCUGGUGGGGAGGAUGAAGGCGGACUCGUUGAUAACUCAUCUCGGAAUCAAUUGAAUGCUCCAGUUCAACUUGUUUUACAUGGUGAAGAUGAUGAAUUGGUUGAACCAGAAACGGAACAUGUAGAAAUC